CAGAAAAAUCCAUAGAGAAUUAAACAAGAAACCAUGAACACACUUUGUAACUACAGAAAGUAAAACUUAGUAGAUUUGUAUGAUGUCUUCAGAUAAGAAAAGUAGCACAGUGAAGUUGUUUUGUCCAUCACUAUCAAAACUAGUUCCAUGGGUUAUUAAAAAAGAAGAUGAAAGUUUGGAUUUAGGUUUAAUAGCUAAUACUUUUGGUCUUGAACCAUCAACCUUAAAAAUUAAUAAUCAUUUUAUAAGUAGAGGAAUUGAUUUCGUAUCAUCUUCAGUUAGUUGGAAAUCGCUUCUUUCUUUUUUUGCUUCAAGAGGUUUAGCUACUGGUUCUAGUGAACAUGAUGUUAUUGUUAUUGAUGGAAGGGUUUGUAAGCCUGGAACUAAAAGAGGGCGUAGUAAUCCCUUGGAAAUUGGAAGUAGCGAUGAUAUGAGCAGGGAGAGUACCGGACUCUCAAACAAUACAGAGGGAUCAAUGGUAGAUAUUAACCUAUUCAAGAAGAUUAAGACAGAUACAUGCAAUUCAGGGGUAUGCCAACUUUUAUCUGAAAGUUCUUCUGAGGGUCGUGAAAAGAUCAAAUUUAGCAGUCUUGCUGUGAAGAGGAAACCCUUGGUCGAAGAUAUCAAUCCACCUAAAAAGGAAAAGAUUAGUGAAAGCAGCUCAGGUAGAUUGAAUUUCCCUAUGACCAGUCCAGUAGUUCGAUCUGUACGCAACUGUAUCGAUGGCAGUAUUAGUGGAAGCUUAAAACGGCUGAGAAUAGAUGAGAUGAUUAUGGCCACCCCUGGCAAAAGACAGAGAUAACUGGUCUUGCAUUUUGAAGUGUAAAAUCUUAAAUCUUAAUAUAGCGCUCAUCUAGAAAGGGGUAAAAAUUGGAUCCACCAAGUGUGUACAUAUCAGUUUAUGGCAUAGAAUACCAAAUGGUUUUUGGUCCAAAAUUGUAUACCAGUUUGUAAACAUGAAUGUAAAUUUUCUUUGAUUUCAGCAUAACUUGACAGACAGUACAUCUGCAAACUGGUGCUAUAAUGUUACCAGCUUAGCAAAUAACAAUAAACCUCACUGGGGGAUAUAGAAGCAAACCAGGAAACACAGGUUUGUACAGUAA
Papaver somniferum (opium poppy) is the source of this 1103-nucleotide messenger RNA. RefSeq lists its product as uncharacterized. The transcript has 4 exons. Lineage: Eukaryota; Viridiplantae; Streptophyta; Magnoliopsida; Ranunculales; Papaveraceae. Bases 80 to 802 code for a protein of 240 amino acids. The record is from RefSeq and is a predicted model, not a curated record.